GCCCGCGGUCGGAAAACCGCAAUUGAACUGCCCCCUCUCCUUUUCUGUUCCUGGUAAGCAGGUAGGGUUCGAUCUCCGGAGGGCGGUGGCAGUCAUUGGAUCUGGUCUAAAGGUGCGGUUUCUGAGGAACACCGAAUCGCCAUGUCGAUGCUUGACGCUUUCUUCAACAAGGGUUCCAGAGCGGCGAAAUGUAAAACUCUGUUGAAAUUGGCGAUUCCAAGAAUAAAGUUGCUGCGGAAUCGAAGAGAGAUUCAACUGAAGCAGAUGAGGAAGGAUAUUGCCAAGCUUCUUGAGAAUGGUCAAGAAGCCACUGCUCGGAUUCGGGUAGAGCACAUAAUCCGUGAGGAGAACAUCAUGGCGGCGCAGGAGAUCCUUGAGCUGUUCUGCGAGCUAAUCACUGUCCGGCUUCCAAUAAUAGAAACACAGAGAGAAUGCCCAUUAGACUUGAAAGAAGCAAUCUCCAGCGUCUGCUUUGCGGCACCAAGAUCUGCAGAUUUGCCGGAACUUCUGCAAGUGCAAAUGUUUUUCACUGCCAAAUAUGGCAAGGAAUUUGUCACUGCAGCAACUGAACUGUUGCCAGAUUGUGGAGUUAAUCGUCAGAUAAUUGAACUGCUGUCAAUUCGUGCUCCCUCAGUGGAAUCAAAACUCAAAUUGUUAAAGGAAAUAGCUGAAGAACACGAGGUAGAUUGGGAUCCUUCUGCCACUGAAACUGAGUUCUUAAAGCCACACGAGGAUUUAUUGAAUGGACCACCUCAGUUCAUGAAUGGUUCUUCUCUGCCUCUUCCACCACAGAAACAUAUUGCAUUAUCUUCUGUUACUGUGAAUGAGGCUAUCAAAUCGGAUUCAGAUGAAGAAUUUGAUUUAUUGGGUCUUCCCGAAGUACCAAAGGAUUCAGUUCGAGCAGCAUUUGAUGGUCCAUUGACCACGGAGAAUGAUCCUGACCUACAAUCUUACGCACAUGAUAUUGACAUCAAUAAACAUGAGCUUAACAAGUCCAUUCCAAAAGAGGAUUUUCCAUUUGCUCCACCUAUGGAACAUGCAGUCAAUAGUGAUCCAUCCGAUGCAUCCCUAGAGAAUCUUCAUCUUGAAAAUAGAAAGUUCAUUCCAUUUGUUACUCCUCCCUCAUUUCCUUCUUUUGUGGAAUCCUCAAAGCAAAAUGAUCGUGCAACCCAGCCAGUACCAUCAUCUGCGGAUUUGUCAUCAAAGCAAAGUGAGCCUGAUCUUUCUAUUCCACCAUUGCCUUCAUUUCAAGAGCAUCUGGAUCUAAAUGAGAAAGCAUCGUCUACGAAGCAGAGUGACCCAAUUUCUUCUGCUUCACUUUCUGCAAAUAAGAUGGAGUUACAAUCCUCCCUCCUGUGGAACAAAAGCGAGAUAAGGGCCGACUUACAGGAUGUCUUAGUAGCUGCACAGUCAGCUGCUGAAACAGCUGAGCGUGCGGCAGUAGCUGCUCGUGCAGCUGCAAAUCUUGCUCAGGUAAAAAUUAGUGAACUUGUCGCCAAGAGCAGCAGUGAAACAUCAGAGAGCAGUCUAAAUGAGCUUCCUGAAGCUAAAUUCCAACAAUAUUCUUUUGGACGCAAUGACACUAUUGCAGCUUAUGAUGAGGAAGGGAAAAUUGAAUCACCGACUAUUCAUUCUGGUGAAACCCUACUAUCUUCGCAUGUGCCACAGCGCUUGCCUUCGCUAGAGGACGAUCCAUACUUCUCAUACCCCAACUUAUUCUCAUCUAAAGAUGCUGAUGUCAAGUCAGUUCAUGAUUUGUCCAACCAUACUUAAGGUUAAUCCAAGGUUUGUUGAUCUGCAACUCCUAUGUAUCAUGCUGGUACUAUUUGGCAUCUUUCAUUUGUGAUGCUGUGACGAAAUGUUCAUGUCAUGUCUCCUAUGUUGCAUUUUGUGCACAAGAAAUAAAGUUAUGCAAUGUAUUGCAAUUAGUGUGUUAGUAUGUGAGCUUUUCUCGGUAUAGUAGCAAGAAAUAAAGUUAUUCAAUGUAUUGCAAUAAGUGUGUUACUGUUUGAGCUUUUCUUAGUAUAGUUGCAAGAAAUAAAGUUAUGCUAUGUAAAUAUAUUGUUUCACUGGUGUUGCUUUGAAA
Messenger RNA from Zingiber officinale, 2086 nucleotides. RefSeq names its product IST1 homolog. The transcript is spliced from 6 exons. Gene Ontology annotation, biological process: protein transport. The coding region runs from base 142 to 1773 and encodes 543 amino acids. The record is from RefSeq and is a predicted model, not a curated record. NCBI's taxonomy places the organism in Eukaryota, Viridiplantae, Streptophyta, Magnoliopsida, Zingiberales, Zingiberaceae.